This is a messenger RNA of Darwinula stevensoni, 879 nucleotides long. Lineage: Eukaryota; Metazoa; Arthropoda; Ostracoda; Podocopida; Darwinulidae. The record is from the annotation of a GenBank genome assembly.
UGUUAUUUAUCAAUCCCAUUUGCAUUGUCAUUUACCAUACCCACCAUUCAGGAGGAAAAUAAAAUAUCAUUAGAAAUAUUAUUGGUUUUUUGUAUGAUUUGGGUAAGUGAUUCUGCAGCCUAUUUUGUAGGAUCUUUUUUUGGAAAACAUAAAUUAGCGCCUAGGAUAUCUGAAAAUAAAACAAUAGAAGGAUUUUUUGGGGGAGUAGCUGGGGUUAUUAUCACAGGUUAUAUAAUACAAAAUCACAUGAAUUUGCCCAUAAAAGGGAAUUGGAUUAUUAUAUCCGUUAUAGUUGCUAUAGCUGCACCAAUGGGGGAUUUGGUUGAGUCAAAAUUAAAACGAGUUUUUAAUGUAAAAGACAGUAGUCAACUUAUACCAGGGCAUGGAGAUAGAAAUACAGUAGCAGAGUCAAACCAAAUUGUUGCUCCGGCAGAUGGGAAAGUGGUAAUUAUUAGAAAAGAGUUUGAGAAAGAAUAUUUAAAAAAAGAAUGUAUACAAGUAUCCAUUUUUAUGUCGCCAUUAAAUGUGCAUGUAAAUAGAUAUCCAUUAUCUGGCAAGGUAGUAUAUACCCAAUAUCAUCCAGGUAAAUAUUUAUUUGCAUGGCUCCCAAAAUCUUCUGAAUUGAAUGAAAGAACCUCUGUGGUGGUGAAACAUGAAAAUGGACAAGAGAUUCUUUUUAGGCAGAUUGCAGGAGCAUUGGCUAGGAGAAUAGUGCUUUAUUCUAAGAUAAAUGAUAGCGCAGAGGUGGGAGAGGAUUACGGCUUCAUUAAGUUUGGUUCAAGGGUGGAUAUUUUUUUACCUUUGGGCACAAAAAUAUUGGCUAAGGUGGGAGAUGAACCUGUGGGUGGAGAAACUAUAAUUGCAGAACUUAACAAAAAC